Molecule: messenger RNA, 3475 nt
Organism: Astyanax mexicanus (Mexican tetra)
Lineage: Eukaryota; Metazoa; Chordata; Actinopteri; Characiformes; Acestrorhamphidae
Gene: arxb
Product: aristaless related homeobox b
Exons: 5
Coding region: 1669-3192 (507 amino acids)
Biological process (GO): regulation of transcription by RNA polymerase II
Molecular function (GO): DNA-binding transcription factor activity, RNA polymerase II-specific; RNA polymerase II transcription regulatory region sequence-specific DNA binding
Source: RefSeq, a predicted model, not a curated record
CCUGACAACGUAUUUUUCGACAUAACUCCGCCUUCUGCGCUGUGUUUGGCUAGUGAUCGAUCGUUCACCGCUUGAGUCUGAACUACUAACCAAUCCUAGCGCAGAGGAGGCGGGGUUUAUAUGAAAACGGGAUUUAAUUACACAAUAGGAUUUUCCGAGCGAAAUACCGAAGAGUUUAUUAUUUAUUUUAAAUUUUUAAUAUAUACUCUUUUUAAUUAGAGUAUCAAUGACAAGUAAUUUCCCCCUUCGAAUACUACUUUCAGUUUAUAAUAUAUAUAGAUUUAUUAUUUAAAUAAAGAGAACAUUACUGAUUAACUGAUUAAGCAAUUACUUUUAAUAAGAAAACCUAAAAAAAAAACUCGUCAUUGUUCGUCUUUACAGAAUUAGUACAAAAUAAAUAAUAUUGAAUUAGCUAUAUAUAAAUAAAAGUAAAAUAUCUAUAAGCAGUUAUUCUGAUUAAAACUAUAAGAAUGAUUAAAUGAAUCCACAAAACAUUGUUUUAACUUUAGUAAAUCAGAUCAAAGUCACAUCAGGUCACCAAAUUUGACAGGAUCUAAAAUAUAACAUUUGUUUUUGCAAAGCAAUUUUAUACACUAAACAUAAAGCAUUUAUAUCAAUAAGAUUGUCAAAUAAACGAUAGUAUAGUUCUACAUUUUUACGCAAACUUUGCCCCAUUUAUUAUACUGUUAAAAUAUUUUUUUUUUUUCAUUUAAAAACAAUUAAAAUGUAUGAGCUUGGUCUAAUAAACUUCACUUCAACAUAGUAUAUAUCUCGGGUUGAUAGGCUAAUUAGUCUGAUUUAAUAGUUAUAACAUAAUUACAUAAUGGCAUAAACAAGAUCGUGUCAGUCGAGUUAAAAAUAGUAUUCUUUAAGUUUCUUAAAUAAAUAAAACAUUUACAUUUCCUUAAAAACUAAAGCGCAAAAUAAUUUCUUGAUGCUAUUCCCUGAUUUGUAGUAUCUCAUUUUGAGCAGCAGGGUGCGCGCGGACUCUAUUCUCAAAGUGGAAAUGAGCCACAAUUAGCAGCGCGCGCUAAUUUCUCAUCGUUUACUCAUCGUUUUAGUUUAUCAGUAAUAGCCAAUAACGCACAAAGCUCAUAUAACGUAUUAUAUACAAAAUCAUUUUAUUUGCUGUUUUUUCAGUAUUUCAAUGUUUUCCAAAAACAAAAGAAAUUAAUAAGUAUUUUAAGGCAUCCUGGCAACUGAUUGUGUAAUGUAAAAUUAUUGUAUAAAAAAUCUACCUAUAAAGAAGAAAACAAAAAGAUAAUAAAAAUAUAUAUAUUUCAGUAUUUUUUAAAAUAAAAAGGGGUGGUUAGAACUGAACCUGUCUUUGACACUGUCUGACUAAGCCAAACUGAAGAAACUAAUUAAAUAAAUCAUAUUAACUAACACGAUUAAACGUUGAUCAAUUUACUAAAAACACUAGAGGAACAGGUUAAUGUGUUCUUGUUAGAUAUGUUUCUAGCUGAGAUUAAAAAUGGCUACUACUAUGAAAAAAAAUAAUAAUAAAUGGUCAAAAAAAGUAUUUCUGUAAAGAUUUUUUAUUUGGAGUAAAUAAGACUCAAAAUAAUUCUGCAAUUGAAACUAUGGGAUUUUGGAUGAGAGUUGUACAAGUCAGACAGCAUGUCAUCCCUGAACUCUCGGUCCUGUCAUGUUGCUCUUUAAACGUGUAUGCUCUGUGAGAUCUGGUGGGCACCACAGUUAGUAAAAAAAGGCAGUAAGUGUAAUGAUGAAUGGCCGGGUCUCUCCGUGCAGCAGAUCGAGCCUUUAUCUGGCUGUCCAAUCAGAAGAGGAGCCCAGGGGGCUCACACACAUGUCAGAGUGAAGAGGGGGAGUGAAGGAGGUAACAGGUUCACAAAGGAGGGAGAGUGCGGCCCCUGGACUAUCACAACUCCCCACAUGAGCCCCUCAGACAUGAGCGCGCAGGCAGAAGAUGACAUGCAGCAUCAGACGGACUGCAAGUGGAAAUCUCAGACCCUGCUGUCCUCCUACUGCAUCGAGAGCAUACUGGCCCGGAGGAGUCCGCUUACAGUCAGACUGCUGGGGGUGCAGAGUGGGUCUAAAGAGGAGAGCAGCGCUGCGGGACAAGCUGCUCCAAAAACACGCUCUUCCCCUCAUCCGGACAUCAUGCACGUGCCCCCCAAACUGCGCCGUCCGUUCAGCCCCGUAUUCGCGGGUCACGCGCAUGAGGGCAAGCCUGCAGCGGACGAUGAGAGACUCGCGGAGAGCGCGCGGGACAGCCUAAAGAUUUCUCACGCGCCCCAGCUCAGCAUCAGCCGGAGCAGAUCCUACCAGGAGCACGCGCCUAAAAGCGAGACGGAGGAAGCGCGCGCAGACCUGGCUGGAGCUGGAGUCGCAGCCGGAGCGUGGCGCGAGAGGAGCGGGUCUCCUGGGCGCGAGGAGGACUGCCUGGAAGAGGAGCACGCGAAGCUGAGGGAGGGCGAGGAGGGCGCGUGUUUUUCCGCGGGCAGCGACGCUGAAGACGGGACGCAGAAACGGAAGCAGAGAAGAUACAGGACUACAUUCACCAGUUACCAGCUGGAGCAGCUGGAAAGAGCCUUCCAGAAGACCCACUACCCGGACGUGUUCACCAGAGAAGAAUUAGCAAUGCGGCUAGAUCUGACGGAGGCGCGCGUGCAGGUCUGGUUCCAGAACCGACGUGCAAAAUGGAGAAAAAGAGAGAAGGCUGGGAUCCAGGCUCACCCGCUGGGUCUCCACUUCCCUGGACCCAUCACUGCAGCACAAUCUCUGUGCCAUUUCUUGGGUGCAGCUCCAUUUACACCUGCUCCUCAUCCAGCCAUGGAGUCAGCGUGGCCUGCUUCCCUCCACAGACUUACCCAGGGCCUCCCCAGCCCCACCUCCCCCCACAGAAUCAGCUCCCUGCUUGGGGCAGCCAUGUUCAGACACCCUGCUUUUGUUGGCCCCACCUUCGGCAGAUUCUUUACCAGCAUGACUCCACUUGCACUACAGAGACUACCACUUCCAGCCAUGGAGAGUCUGCUUCAGUCACACCCUCAUAUCCCUGAAGCACCUUCCUCUUCUCCUCCUACUCCACCUACUCCGUCUUCCACUUCUUUGCCCGUGGAUCGGCGGGCGUCCAGCAUCGCGGCUCUGCGGCUCAAAGCGAAGGAGCACUCGGCUCAGCUCAGCCAUCUCAGCGUCAUUGCAGCUGGUGCAGCUGGAAAAGAGGCCUGAUGCCUUCAUCUUACCAGCCAGGGCACAAGACCAAAGCUGAACUGCACUAUAGUGUGAGGAAAGUCCUUACAGAACCCCCAGAGGAACCAGGCUUUACUGACGACUUGUAAAGCUUCAUCAUGGCUUUUACUGAUGGAUGCAAUGUCAAAGGUUCUGCUGCAGAGUCCUGUAUAUCUUAUAGUUUAUUCAGAAGAUGCAUAUAUUGUAUUGGUAGUAAAAAACAUGAGCUUUAAUGAAUGUUUUAUAUGUGUUUUAAUAAAGUGGUGAACCAUUAACAGUGGAA